UUAUUUUUCAGGUCGGUAAAAAAACAUCUUUCAUAUUUUAUAUUCCAUUUUUAUUACUAUAAUAUAGAUUGGUAGGAUUAAAUUACUUUUGUGGGUCAGUUAUUUAACAUCUAAUACUUUCAAAUAAUUUAAUAAUUAUUAAAAAAUAAAAUAUUCUUAUCAAUCAAAUCGAGCCAGAGUUCAAAAAUUUUAUCUAAAUUCAAAUUCCAUUCAAACCUUUAAUUAAUAAAAUGCAUAAUUAUACAUCAUAAUUACCAAUUAUAUUGAUCCAAUAGCCAACGUCUCUUCAACAAACCAUUUAUCUUGCCACAUAAGGAAGGUUCAAAAUUUUCAGAACCACCAACACCUAAAUUGUUUAAAAUGGUUAAGCGGAUGGUUAGACCAGCCAAGGAAUUCGUCUGACCUAAAUUUGCUUAAUUGUUGGACUCAACAUCGCACUACUUUUCCUUUAUAAAUUAUGACUGAACCUGGCAAUCAACUUCAACAACCUCUAGCUCUUUAUCAUCUCUUCUCUUGUAUCCCAUUCCCAUAUGGCUCUUCAAAGUGGAGAGAAACCCAUGUUCACUGGCUACAUUUCAUCCAAGCCAAACAGUAGUUGGACCUUGCUGGGGCUGAGACUUGUGGCCUUUCUUGCCACAGCUGCUGCAACUCUUGUGAUGCUACUCAACAAACAAACCAAAACUUUUGUGGUUGCCACCAUUGGAACUACCCCUGUCAAUGUUACUCUCACAGCCAAGUUUCACCACACCCCUGCAUUUGUGUUUUUUGUUAUAGCAAAUGGAGUGGCCAGCAUCCAUAACUUGGUGAUGAUAAUGGUGGAUUUGUUGGGGAGCAAGUUGGAUUACAAGGAUUUACGCUUUGCCAUGAUUGCUAUUUUAGACAUGGUAAACGUGGCAUUGGUAUCUGGUGGAGCCACUGCGGCGGCAUUCAUGGCGGAGCUGGGGAAGAAUGGUAAUUCCCAUGCGAGAUGGGACAAGAUUUGUGAUAAAUUUGGGAAAUUUUGUGACCAGGGCGGUGGAGCUCUCAUUGCUUCAUUCAUUGCUCUUGCUCUCAUGCUUCUCAUUUCUGUUAUGUCCAUUAUUAAACUUCUCAAUUCUCAUAAGUCUCACUCUGUUCUUCCUAACUAACCCUAAUUCUCAGCCUUUUGCAAUAUCUUCCUUCCUAUUACUACUGUGCCUUCUUUUUUCUUUCAACUGUAUGUCCAAGUAUUUAGCUUUAAUUGUCCUUGUUGAGCCGAGUUGCUUUUUCUUUUUUUGUUAUUUAAUUUUUCAAAAAUUUCUGUUUCCUUAUUUAGCUUUGAAAAAUAUCAUUAACCGAUGUUUAUAACUAUUGUUAAUGUUUUGAUCACUAACAUUUUUUUCUCA
Durio zibethinus is the source of this 1364-nucleotide messenger RNA. Its product is annotated as CASP-like protein 1B2. NCBI's taxonomy places the organism in Eukaryota, Viridiplantae, Streptophyta, Magnoliopsida, Malvales, Malvaceae. The record is from RefSeq and is a predicted model, not a curated record.